AAGUUCGUCUCCCAUUGCAAAAAUAAUUUACCUUAUUUCGAUUUCUGUUUAUUUUCUUAUAAAAAUAAGAAAUAAAAAUGAAGCAAAAACGUAAGCAUUCCGAAACGGCGGACGCAAAUAGCAAGCAAAAUCCACAUACCGUGACAGUGUCACAAAUUAGCGCCGACAUUAUAUGGCAGCUUGCAUCACAAUACUGGUCCCCCGAGACACCAGCAGACGAACUCCUGCCUUACAAUGGCAAUAUUAUCGAAGAUAUAUAUAGUCGUGAAAUUUUGGAUCACAAAUCGGCGACGCGGCGGAUUAUGAUGCUGGAAUUCAGUCAGUACUUGGAGAAAUAUUUGUGGCCUAAUUAUAAACGUGAAACAGCCUCGCAUGCUCAUCUAAUGUCCAUUGUGGCUAUGGUUAAUGAAAAGUUUCGCGAACGAGUAGAAGUUUGGCCACUGUUCGAAGCUAAACCGGAGGAGUUUCCCGCUUUCUUUAGACACGUGCUGGAAACCUGCUUGCCAACGGAUGAUAGUAGAGGCAGACACGCGACAAUGCGUGAAAAAACUGCGUUACUUAUAUUUCUCAAUCACUGUUUUAAUAGCAUGGAAAUCGAGUUGUGUCGCGAGCAGGCAAAACGUUUAGUUUCGCUGUCAAUGUGGAGUUGUCUGCAGCCAAAGCGUUUAGAGCAAGAGCUGCGUGAAGUGCCGGAAUGGCGUAAAUUUUGGCGCCGUUUGCAGAAGAAAGAAAAGGGCAAUGCAAAGCCGGAAGUCGAAUGGGAAAGACAUUUUUUGCAGAAUUUAAUCAUACAAUUUUUGCGUAUAUUGGACACCAUACCGUUAGAGGGUGAUGUUCAACCAAAUGUUGUUGCAUAUUGUGAACGUUUUUUGGAAUUUAUUAUCGAUUUGGAAGCACUACUACCUACACGGCGCUUCUUUAAUACGGUAUUGGAUGAUACCCACCUGUUGGUGCGCGCACAAAUCUGUAAUUUAGUGCAACGCGAAGAGGGAAAGUUGUUCGGUCAGCUCCUCGACAUGUUGAAGUUCUAUACGCGCUUCGAAAUCAGUGACGUUACCGGCGACUCACUAACCGAUCAUCAGAUGACACAGCUGCAUUACAAGAAAAUCACUUCACUACAACGUGCGGCAUUCGCCAAAUUUCCCGAUUUGCGACUGUUCGCUUUGUCCAAUGUCGCGAAUGUAGACACGCGCGAUGCGCUGCAACGUCACUUUGGUGCAUUGGAUGCAAAAGCGCUCAAAGAAAUUGCAUCGUUUUUGAAUUUGGUGCCGGAAGCACUAGAUCCACCCUUCCAAUGGCAUCGGCUCGACGAUGAAUUCCUCAAGGAGCUGUUGAUAACGCGUCACGAACGUCGCUGUUCACAGCUGGAGGCGCUCAAUGAGAUGCCACUCUAUCCCACCGAAGAUAUAAUAUGGGACGAAAAUGUUGUACCUUCCGAAUACUUUUCGGGUGAUGGUUGCUUAGCCUUGCCAAAGUUGAAUUUACAAUUUCUUACUUUACAUGAUUACUUGUUGCGCAACUUUAAUCUGUUCCGCUUGGAAUCCACCUAUGAGAUCCGACAGGACAUUGAAGAUGCUGUUAGUCGCAUGUUGCCGUGGCAAUCGGAGGAUGGUGGUGUCGUAUUUGGCGGCUGGGCGCGCAUGGCUCUGCCGAUAGCCACAUUCGCCGUGGUUGAGGUGACGAAGCCGCACAUCGGCGAGCGUAAACCGUCACGCGUGCGCGCCGAUGUCUCGGUAACCUUGUCCGUACGUAAGGAAAUUAAAGAUGAGUGGGAGAACUUACGCAAGCAUGACGUAUGUUUCUUAAUAACAGUGAAGCCGACUAAGCCUUACGGCACCAAAUACAAUCCACGGGAGCCCUUCAUACCACAAGUGGGUCUCGUGUAUGUGCGCGGCUGUGAGGUGGAGGGUAUGUUGGAUGUCAAUGGACGUGUGAUAGAAGAUGGUCCCGAACCACGCCCACAAUUGCCCGGCGAGCAACGCACCUACCGCGUUUGGUUGGACUCGAAUCAAUACCGCUUGGACAUGGACAAUUUACAAGAUGGUUCCGAUGAUGUCUACGAGAGCUUUAACAUCAUAAUGCGUCGCAAGCCAAAAGAGAACAACUUCAAGGCUGUGCUGGAGACCAUACGCCAUUUAAUGAAUACCGAAUGUGUGGUGCCGCCAUGGUUGCAUGACUUACUGCUCGGCUAUGGUGAUCCGGGUGCUGCACACUACUCGCACAUGCCGAAUCAGGAGCGCAGCCUAGAUUUCAAUGACACUUUCUUGAAUUUCGAUCAUCUACAAAAUAGUUUUCCAGGCUAUGAGAUUAAAUGUGCGGCGGCGGAGGAAAAGCGCGUACCACCAUUCCGUUUGAUAUUUGAAGAUGUGCCGCAAGAGAAAAAUGGUGAUGAUGAUGAUAAGGAAGAUGACACAAAUAUGAAGGCCGCCUUGGAAAAGGCCAUUGUGGUACAGCCAUAUGUGUACGAAAGCCGUGGUCCAUAUGUGGCUAACAAACCGAAACAAAACUCGGUACGUUUCACCUCUACCCAAUUGGAAGCCAUACGCGCUGGCAUGCAACCCGGUCUAACGUUAGUUGUGGGCCCACCAGGUACAGGCAAAACUGAUGUGGCAGUGCAAAUCAUAUCCAAUAUCUACCACAAUCAUCCCAAUCAACGCACUUUAAUCGUAACACACUCCAAUCAGGCGCUUAAUCAACUCUUCGAAAAAAUUAUGGCUUUAGACAUUGACGAACGGCAUUUACUACGUCUGGGUCACGGCGAAGAGGCACUGGAGACGGAGAAAGAUUUCAGUCGUUAUGGGCGCGUCAACUACGUGUUGACACAACGCUUGGAAUUGCUUAAGAAAGUACAAAAGCUGCAGGAAUCGCUCAAUGUGCUCGGCGAUAAUGCGUACACUUGCGAAACAGCCGGUUACUUUUAUCUCUACAAUGUAGUGGCGCGUUGGGAAAAGUUCCUUACACAAGCCACAGCCGUUUCGGUAGCAGCGGAGCCGGCGGCAUGGCGUGCAGUCUUCGAGAAAGAAUUUCCUUUCACACGUUUCUUCGCCGAUGCGCCACAACCACUAUUCAAGGGCGACACAUACGAUGAAUAUAUGGAAAUUGCCAAAUCUUGUUUCCGUUAUAUAACGCAUAUUUUCACAGAACUGGAGGAAUUUCGUGCAUUCGAACUGUUGCGCACCGGUUUGGAUCGCUCCAAAUAUUUGCUUGUGAAAGAAGCAAAAAUCAUAGCCAUGACUUGUACACACGCUGCGCUGAAGCGUAAAGAACUAGUUAAUUUGGGCUUUCGCUAUGACAACAUACUGAUGGAGGAGGCGGCGCAAAUUUUGGAAAUUGAAACAUUUAUACCGCUGCUGCUACAAGAUCCGCUCGAUGGUUAUAAUCGUUUGAAACGUUGGAUUAUGAUCGGUGAUCAUCAUCAAUUGCCGCCGGUCAUUAAAAAUAUGGCAUUCCAAAAGUACUCGAAUAUGGAGCAGAGCUUAUUUACGCGCUUGGUGCGUUUGGGCGUACCCACUGUCGAUUUGGAUGGCCAAGGACGUGCCAGAUCAAGCAUAUGCUCUUUAUACAAGUGGCGCUACAAGAGACUAGACGAUCUUUCGCAUAUCUUAGAGCGCACGGAAUAUCGUAAUGCAAAUGCUGGCUUUGUACACGACUAUCAGCUCAUCAACGUGGAUGAUUUCAAGGGUGUGGGCGAAACGGAACCGAAUCCGUUCUUUUAUCAAAAUCUCGCUGAGGCUGAGUAUAUAGUAGCUGUUUAUAUGUACAUGCGUCUAUUGGGCUACCCCGCCGAGAAGAUAUCCAUAUUGACCACCUACAAUGGACAAAAGCAUUUGAUACGCGAUGUAAUCAAUGUGCGUUGUGGCAACAAUCCACUCAUCGGCUGGCCAUACAAAGUCACCACUGUGGAUAAGUAUCAGGGUCAACAGAAUGACUACAUACUGAUUUCAUUGGUGCGCACAAAAGCGGUUGGCCAUUUGCGCGAUGUACGUCGUUUGGUUGUGGCUAUGAGUCGUGCGCGUCUCGGCUUGUAUAUUUUCGGACGUGUAGCAUUGUUUAAGAACUGUUUUGAAUUGCAACAAACAUUUAAAUUGCUCACACAACGUCCACAGCGGCUGCAACUAAUACCAGAAGAAACCUAUCCCGCACAGCGUUUAACCAACGACAAAGUCGAUGCACAAAACUUGUGCGAAGUAAACAAUAUGUCUCAUAUGGCCGAGUAUGUAUACGAAAUGUAUAUGAAACGUAUGGAAGAGAUAAAGGAUAAGCUACCAGCACAAGGUGACUUGCAAAUGUACGCCAACUUACCGCAGGAGAGUGUAGGCGACGUGUCUGCAACACCUGAGACAGAAGAAGCCGCCGGAGAAACAGAAGAGCCGCCAGCAAAGCGUCCAACUAACGAAAUAAAAAAGCCAGAUAAAGCUGCUGCUAAAUUCACACCCACGCCGAUUGUUAAUGAAAUCAACAUGGAGGAUGUGGUGGAGCAGGAGCAGAAAGCGCCAGCUGAGACAGCAGCGGCAAUAUCCACCGAGACGGAGGAAAUUGUGACGCCUGAUGAAACUGAUGCUGCUGAGGCGCCGACGAAUGCUGAGUGAUUUGCUUAUUCACUGAAAUAUUAUUAAAGUUUAAAAUGUCAUCAAAAUAACAAAAGAUUCAUCAAUAAAUAUAGAAAUA
This is a messenger RNA of Bactrocera tryoni, 4668 nucleotides long. Its product is annotated as RNA helicase aquarius. Gene Ontology annotation, biological process: mRNA splicing, via spliceosome. Gene Ontology annotation, molecular function: helicase activity; mRNA binding. The transcript has 11 exons. Gene Ontology annotation, cellular component: catalytic step 2 spliceosome. The record is from RefSeq and is a predicted model, not a curated record. NCBI's taxonomy places the organism in Eukaryota, Metazoa, Arthropoda, Insecta, Diptera, Tephritidae. The coding region runs from base 78 to 4589 and encodes 1503 amino acids.